Pan troglodytes (chimpanzee) is the source of this 6708-nucleotide messenger RNA. It is a transcript of the gene ZBED10P, whose product is annotated as ZBED6 C-terminal like. The coding region runs from base 4394 to 5104 and encodes 236 amino acids. Gene Ontology annotation, biological process: regulation of transcription by RNA polymerase II. The transcript has a single exon. The record is from RefSeq and is a predicted model, not a curated record. NCBI's taxonomy places the organism in Eukaryota, Metazoa, Chordata, Mammalia, Primates, Hominidae.
AACACCUUGCAAGACGGGUCUAAGCUCUUCAGUGUAAUAGACCCUGUUUCUCAGUAGGUCAGCCUGGGGGCCCCCCAGGGAUCCCUCCCCGCCUCAUAGCACCGUACCCCACUUUCCCCCUGGUCUAAUGAUGAGCCCAUUUCUAGGUUGUCAUCUCAUCCUGAGCCCCAGGUGCCAGCCAGGCAGCUACUCUCCUCUGUUCAUAUCUUGAAGGCGCAGUGCUGGCUCAUAGUAGACAUUUGACGAAUUUCUGUUAAAUGAUUGAGUGAAUCAAGAGUAUCUACAGAGUAUAGCAUUUAUGAUGAGACAAAGCUAAUUGGGAAACAGAACAAGAUUGGUGUCCUGGGGUAACUGGGUAGGUCUUAAGAUGAAGAUUUUGGGGUGUGCUGGGUGCAGUGGCUCACACCUGUAAUCCCAAUACUUUGGGAGGCUGAGGCAGGGGGAUUGCUUGAUCUCAGGAGUUCAAGACCAGCUUGGGCAACAUGGUGAAAUCCCGUCUCUACAAAAAACACAAAAAUUAGCUGGGUGUGGUGGUGCACAUCUGAAGUUCCAGCUACUUGGGAGGCUGAGGUUGGGAGGAUUACUUGAGCCCAGGAGGCAGAGGUUGCAACAAACUAGAUCAUGCCACUGUACUCCAGCCUGGGUGACAGAGCAAGACCCAGUCUAAAAAAAAAAAAAAAAAAGACUUUGGAGUGUGACCCUGUUCUGCAGACGGCCUCUGGAGGCCUGGGUGUUCACACUCUGGGGUUGCAGUUUCCUCAGUCAUGAAGUGAGAGUUAAGUCCCCUCCAGUGUGACAUCCAAGAGCAGUUGUGGGCCCAGGACAGCAGCCUGUGUUUCCUUUGCAGCUUUACCUAGCCCCUCCACAAGCGCCACCUUGCAGUAGGCCUUCAGUUCUUGGAUUUAUUGGUGGCUGAAAGUUCUUGCGAGAUGGGCUUGAAGUUGUUGCCACUUAACCCUUCUGAGGUUCUUCUGGCUGGGAGGAGCUCCUGUUUCUGGCCAGAGUCUUGCUUGAGCCUUCUUAGCCAUCUCGUCACCUGUUAUAGGCAGCCCUGCCAUCUCUGGUGACCCUUUUUAAACAUUACCCUGGUGAGUAAUGUUUAACAUCACUCAUUGUCAGAUCUUUUUUAUCUUUUUUUUUUUUUUUUUUGAGUUUCAGUACCAGUAAGUCUUUAUGUAUUCAUUAUAUCUUUCCAAGGAAAAGAGAAGGGAAGUGAAAAGGGUCAGCAUGUGUGUUGCAGAGUGAUUAGAAAAUGGGAAAGGAAGUACCUGGUACAGAAAAAUGAGCCAUCCAAUAGAUGCACCCCAGAGAUGGAGUAACCAAAGCCCAAGGGGCCCUGGUCUCCUGCAGUUCAGGAAUGAGGGGCAGGGAUCAGGGAAGGUACAAGCCUUUCUACCCUCCCUCCCUGCCCCUAAAUGCAAGAUUUCACAUGAAGCUUUGGUUUCUAGCAAUAAACGUGGGGUUACAUUCAUCUAUCUCCUUUUAAACAAUCUUGUAGCCACUUUGACGUAAGUCCUUGCACCGGGCCGGGCGUGGUGACUCACACCUGUAAUCCCAGCACUUUAGGAGGUCAAGGAAGGAAGAUUGCUUGAGCCCAGGAGUUGGAGUCCAGCCUGGGCAACAUAGUGAGACCUUGUCUCUACAAAAAAAUUAAAAGAAUUAGUCAGGCGUGUUGGUGUACACCUGUAGUUCCAGCUACUUGGGAGCUGAGGUGGGAGGCUCGCUUAAGCCUGGGAGGUUGAGGCUGCAGUGAGCCAAGAUUGUACCACUCCACUACAGUCUGGGCGACAGAGCAAGACCUUGUCUCAAAAAAAAAAAAAAAAAAAAAAGUUUCUUGCACUUGCAUAAAAGUUCCUAAGUGACUUGGAUAUAUACUCAUAUUCCUUUGCCUGGUCUCCUGACCCCACUUCUACGUGGAAGGCCCCCGGUUGCUUCUCCCUUCUUUGAGAUUACAGAUUAAGUAGGUUUGAUCCAUCCCAAUAAAGCAGUGUCUUAAGUGUUUGGGGUGAACCACAUUGACUCAGGUUGGGAACAAGAGAUGGAGGGUUCCUGACUUCUUCAGGUUGUUCUCAUACAUCAUUUAAGAGUUGCAGAGACAGCCCGAGAAUUCAAUAUAUGCGUGUGUGGGUAUGUAGGUUUUCUUUUGGGGUAGGUGAAUGGAGAAGAAGGUACGGUAGAAGUCAAGUUUUUAGGGCAGAAGAUCUGGUCCAAAAUAGGAAAUAGAGGAAGGGGAACACAAAGAAAGGAUAGUUCAAAAUCCCUACUUCAAUAUGAGGGUCCCCCAAACUCAUGUUUUACAUCCUUUUUGCCUGGUUCAGAACUUUCUGUAAAGAUGCUUUGGCCAUUUUUCUCUCAAUACAAAAAAGUUUGUAAACAAUAAAACCCCAAAAGAACAUGGAGAAAGACCAACACAGUAUAGUUACACAAACUAGGCCACCUAGCAGUCACCAACUCAAAGUCCAGACAAAUACAGGAACUAGAGGGGGCAGCGUCAGGGGGAAACAAACCCAGGAUCAGAUGUGCACCCCCGAACACGUUCUAUCGUGCUUGUCCCAUUCUAGCCCAGCAAGGGAGGUUUGUGGUGAUCCUAUAGCGUGUAAAUGAAGCCCCCUUUUCUCCUUAGUUACCGUGAUACUGAAUCAGCGCUGCAGCAGGGCAGGACGCCGGCUGUGCACACCACAUGAAGAGGCCCUCUCUUACGGGGCUCCCUUGAACCCAAGAAUUUGGAAACGUUAAGAAUUUUAGUCCUUGCUUCAUAUAUCCUUCCCUGGACAGCACAGGAUGGGUACAGGGGCACUGGUCUUAAAAUUUAGCGUUCCCAAGUCACGUCUUUUACGAAUACACACGCAUACCCUCUGUUGUGGACGGUAGGCCUAGCACAGUCCAGUGAAGGACGGACCUGGUGUGUGAAGCAAGUCCCAUGCCCUAGGAUUAGGAAACCCUCACCUAACCGUGGUGUCCCUUGGUGUCUCUGCACCUUAGUCUAAUUUUCAGUCUUCCACUAGCCAGAGAUCAAGUCUUGAUGCUAUCCAGUUGAAACCUAGUCUCCCGUGAAACAUUUUCAAGGUGGGGGGGUUUCAGGAGGACACUGUGGCAGAAAAGCCAAGUCUCUGGCAAACAUGAGGUAGUUCAAUAGGCUGGGUCCUCCAUAUAGUUGCUCUUCGUGGUUAGAAAAACAACCAGAAGUAUUCCUGCUAUGCAGGCCUGGAGCUUCUGCCGACUUAUCCCUGAGGUUGCUCAGUACCUGAGAAGAGUAAGGAGUGAGGGACCGAGAUUAAAGUAGACAACAGCACAAACAACAUUAAGGGGAAUAAAAGCUAAGGUGCACGGACGUAUCGGUAACACAGCUAGUGCUGUGGGCACCCGGGAGACGGGGGACCGAGGUACGGUAUCCAAGGGAGCAAAUCAGUCCCAUCGCACUGGCCCGGAGCUGGGUGGGGUGAGUGUGGGAGCCGCAGGUCUGCAGCGGUCCCCCAGCCACACUCUCUGCCUGUCUCUGCCACCCAUUGCUUGGGACAGUUCCCAGCACCCUGUCCCAAGAGUGGGCUGUGAGGAAACAAGAUGUGAGUAAAGCCUGGCCUGCCCAUGAGGAAUUUCCUCCCUCAGAAGGUAGUGGCUGUGGGUUGGGUCCAUUACCUGGUCUCAUGCUUAAUCAUUUCACUCCAGCAUGGGAAAUACCAUGAUUACCUGUCCUUCUUAAAAAGGAAAACAACUUCCCUGUCCAGGCCACUUUUGAAAGCUGGAGAUUCUAGGGGUAGUGCCUCAGACAAAGCAUGUAGGCUCCUGAGUGAUUUCCCCCAGCUGCCCUCGUUUGCAUUUGGAUAGAGCUUGGUUGGAGUUCCAAGGGCUGAUGCUGGGAACCUUGCUCUGGAUGCGAGGCCUGCCCCUGGAGGGAGCCGCGCAGGACUGGCAGCUGCAGGUGCUGGAGCAGGCCAGCCUGUGGCUGGGCUGUAGCUUCCUGCUGGCAGGCUUCCUGGUAUCGAGCGGCUGCCCCAGCCUGGAGCAGGCGGCCAAGGGUGAGGGCUGUACCCCCAUCCCUUGUUUCGCCCACUGCCUCGACUCCCUGGUGAGAAACUUUCUGUGUCACCCUCACAGUGUCCAGAUCAUCCUGGGCACUGCCAGGGCCACCUGCAGCCAUUUCUAAGGCUCUGUGGAGGCCCAGGGACUCCUCACCCAGCUCCAGCGCCAGUGCAGCCUCCUAGCCCACCAGCCCUUUGAGGAGCUCUUGGACCACUGGGUCUCGGCCUACCACCUGCUGGAGUGGCUGGUGGAGCAGCAGCAGCCCCUUCAAGAGUACAAGGGCAGGCACCAGCUGGGGAAGGCUGGUGUUGCCUUGUCGGCCACAUUCUGGAGCCCGGCAGACAGCCUCAGCAAGCUCCUGUAGCCCUUCCAGAUGGCGGUCCGCGAGGCAAGUGCGGCACAGGCCUCUCUGAGCCAGGUGCUGCCCCAGCUGCGCUACCUGCACAUCUUCCUGGAGCAGGUUCACACACACUUUCAGGAGCAGAGUGUCGGGGAGAGGGGCGCAGCCAUCCAGCUGGCUGAGGGGUUGGCCCGGCAGCUCUGCACCGACUGUCAGCUCAACAAGCUCUUCUACCGCGAGGAGUUUGUGCUGGCCACCUUGCUGGACCCUUGCUUCAAGGGGAAGAUUGAGGCCAUCCUGCCGUGGGGGCCGACCGACAUUGACCACUGGAAGCAAGUCCUCGUGUACAAGGUGAAGGAGAUUAGAGUGUCUGAAUACUCUUUGACCGCCCCAAGCCCCCUGCAAAGCCCCAGGGGUCUGUGCGUGGACCCCACCAGGGUAGCCAAGAGCUCCGGGGUGGAGGGGAGAAGCCAGGGGGAGCCUCUGCAGAGCAGCGGCCACUCUGGGGCCUUCCUGCUGGCCCAGAGGGAGAAGGGCUUGCUGGAGAGCAUGGGGCUGCUGGCCUCUGAGAGAAGCGGGGGCUCGCUGUCCACCAAGAGCCACUGGGCCAGCAUCAUUGUCAAGAAGUAUCUGUGGGAGAAUGAGACCGUUGGAGCCCAGGAUGACCCCCUGGCUUACUGGGAGAAGAAGCGAGAAGCCUGGCCACCAUCUAUCUGUCUUACCCCCCACAGGAGCCUUCUCUGAAAGCAUCUUUGCCUCCCUGAACAGCCCCACCCUUGUAGAGCAAAACUCUUCUCUCAAGGUGGAAGCCAUUGAGCAUCUCCUCUUCUUGAAGGCCAACCUGGAGCAGUUCCCCAACUACACCCCGCCUCCCCUCAUCUGCUCUAGUGGUGACCUGGCCAAGGGGAUACAGACCCUGCAGUCCGCUCAGGGUGGGAUGGCAGACAUGGCAGGUGCCGGUGCUCACCCUGCCUGUGAACUCCUAGAGAGCCCCUGCCUGUAAUAGGUCAAAGCAGAGAGCUGGGUGUUGCAUCCUGGGCGCCACAUGCUCAUGGCCAGAAUCUUAAACCUAUUUGGUAGGAAAGGGUCAGUUUCUCACUUGACAGAUUGCCAUAUUUUUUUUUCUGGGAGAUGUCAUUUUCCAUCUCCCGAUUACUUCCUUUAUGUCUAGCAGUAUGUGCCGAGAAGAGGCUUACUCUCUUCGUAGGUGACUGAAUUUUGUACUACGUGGCUUUGUACAUGUGAUGCUCUGUUAAAACAUAAGUGGGUGUGAAGGUCCUUGCAUACACCUUUUCUGUGUGGAUAAGUGGAUACAUGCCCUUAAGAGGCUUGCUUUCUCAAAAAGUGGCCAAGGAUGUGGAGUGGGCAUGUGCUGGCAGGUGGGAUAUGUCCUCAGCCUUUGGGGGCCUGGAUAAGCUAUUGCAGCACUUUCUGAGGCUUUCACUGUAGGGAGAAGGAAAUCCCAAGGGUAGAAUAGCCAUUUCCAGAGGGAAGUGCACACAUACCUCCACACACCAGUCUUUUUGGGGGUUUCAGAGUGGCCGGAGAAACCGACUGAAGGGACUGACCAGCUAGCUAGGAGAGCUGAGACGCCAGUCCUCAAAUGGCGUUCUUACCAAUAGUCUAUUUCCAGACUACUGGAAACGCUGGGGUUUCUUCCUCCAGUGACAGCAGCCUCAGUAGCUUUCCUGGGCUCCAGGCGGCUGGCUGCACACCCUGCCUGCCAUCACCCUUGCCCCUGCUUGUCCUGGACCACUUUUAAAGGGGAAGUCCCUUAUUUGGAAGAGAGAAAGGAUGUGUGUAGCACACGCUCAUCAUGGAUUGCUCAGAGUUCCUUUAGGGCAGAGCUGAGGGCCUGGGAUCCAGGAACCAGUGGGAUUGGAUGGGAGAAGAAGGAAGGGGGUGGCCCGUCACCCCCGCAGGACUUGCAUCCAGGUAGCCUAAGGGCUCCUGGUCACUGGGUAGGGUGGCUGCUGAGAUGCAGGUCGGAAGAGGCAGGGGAAGGCUCCAAGCCUAACUUGGAGCAUGUCACUGGCCAUGGGGGUGAGGGGACAGACUCUGCCCUCACUGGCUGGCAGCCCCAGGAGCCUGUUCCCUUGCCUCUCCUGGAUGGGUUGUCAGCCCUGUGUUUCACUGUGACCAAUUCAUUAUAACAUUUGGAUAUUACUGAAAAUGUAAGGAAGCAGGAAAAAUUAACUACUUUCAUUCAGAGAUAGCCUCUAUCAAUAGUUUGACAUUUUUCCCUCUUUUACAUUGAGAUCAUACCCUAGGUACUGUUUAGUAUGCGAUAUUUUCAUUUUCGCAGUAUAAUGAUUGCACUUGUUAAAUAAAGUUUUGUAAACAUUUAA